AUGUCCUCCUCUCCAUCUCCAACGUCGCCUUCCGUCCAGACUGUGGAGAGUGCGAGGGAUCCUCCGGCUGCGUCACGGGAAUACCUUCUUGAUGUAGAACACCCAGUGUUUAAGCACUUCAGGCUCAUCAAGCGGGAGGAGGGCAAGGCACAGCAGUACGAGUGCAAAUACUGCCCCCUUGUCUUCUCUGGUGCCGCCAUCCGUUGCGCUCAACACCUGACGUCAUGGAAGACCAUGAAGCGCCGGGAGGUGACACUUUGCAAGAAUGCCCCGGCUGAUGUUCGCCUCGCGAUGAAGACCAAGUACGAGAAGCAGGCCGCAGUUGCAGAGGAGAGGCGGAGAUCGACUGAGGCUGCGAUUGCCUCGGGGACACCAGGUGGGAAGCGGUCCCGCAUAACCAACUAUCUCGCGGGCAACGCUGCAUCGGCAAGAUGCGAAGCACAUCAGUCGCUUGCGCUGAUGUUUGGGGGAUGUCACAUCCCGGAGCAGAUCGUCGACCAUCCUCUCUUCGUCAACGCAAUCAGAGACGUCACCCGCGCCGGCGAAAACUAUGUUCCACCAGGCCGGAAGUACAUCGCCGGUAGCGGUCUUCAAGCAUGCCGCAGUGGCAUCGAAAGCGGGUUGGUGGGCAUCAAAGCAAGCUGGAAAAAGGUUGGAGUAACUGUCGCGUCCGACAUGAUGACGGAAAAAAACGGGAGGCUGCAGGCAAAUGUCUUCCUCGUUAACAACGCGGGCGCCGUGUUGCGUGUGUGCGUGGACUGCAACAUGGAGAAGAAGAUAGGGGGAUACAUUGCGGGGUUACUAAAGCCCGUGGUGGAGGAGGUGGGGGCGGAGAACAUCGUCGCUUUUUGUACGGACGGCGGCUCCAACUACGCGGUUGCGUGCCAGAUCUUGGUUGCAGAAUGGCCCCACAUUCAGAUUGUCCCUUGUGCGACCCACGUCCUGGAUCUCCUCAUGGAGGAUGUGGGGAAGCUUGGGUGGGCGAAAGGGGUGGUGGAUCGGGCUGGGGAAAUGAGUUCCUUCGUCCGCAACCACCAUUGGACGCGGGGGUACUUGCGAACGCCGGAGCUGGUGGAGGGGACCGUGAUGCAAGCGUUGAAGCCAGCGGGGACACGCUUCGGGACACAGUAUAUAGCUGUUUCCCGCCUGUGUGCCCUUCGUAAUUCCCUUACCCAGAUGGUGCUCUCCGACCUGUGGAAAGAUUGGGCGGUGGGGGAUCGAAAGAAAGCAGCGGAGGGGUUUGCUGCGCAGGUACUCGAUGCGGCUUGGUGGAAGACCGCCAAGUUCUUCACGAAGCUCAUAAAGCUCCCCUUCAUCGCGAUGCGGCAGACGGAUGGGAGCGCAAAGGGGAUGAUGGGGCGAAUGUACGACAUAAUGCUCCAACUUACCGAGGAUGUGGAGGCCCUUGUUGACGCGGAUGAGGAGCAGUUGUCCAGCACCGACAAGCAGCAGAUCCGCCGCAUCCUGAAAAACAGGUGGGACGGGAGUCUUGCAUGUGCCAUGCACGUGGCGGGACGCAUCCUCAACCCUGCCAGCCAAGAGGAGGACAUCUUCGGCGGGGAUGCGGAAUGCACAAGGGUGUUCAAGGCUUUCCUCUCCAAACAUAUGGAGUUCCUCACCGUGCGGGAGAAGGAGGGGGGUGAUGAGUGCGACUAUUUUCUCGCAUUGGGGGACCAGCUGAGGUAUUUCCUUGACCUCAAAGGGAGUUUCGGGAUGCCUGAAGCCAUUUCACAGAGGGAGAAGGUAAAGGCGGGCACUUACAGCAUGGUUAAGUGGUGGCAGUGGAACGGGACGGAUGCGCCGCAGCUGUCGUCGCUCGCCGUAAAGGUUCUCUCGCAGCCCGUCUCGGCAUCUCCGUUUGUGCGCGGGAAUGAGGUGGAGCCGCCCAUCCCCGCUGGCUACAACAUCGCGGGUGAUAUGGAGGAGGAGGAGGAAGGUGAGGACGAGGUCUUGGCAGAUGAGUAUGAGUAG
Messenger RNA from Closterium sp. Naga37s-1, 1971 nucleotides. NCBI's taxonomy places the organism in Eukaryota, Viridiplantae, Streptophyta, Zygnematophyceae, Desmidiales, Closteriaceae. The record is from the annotation of a GenBank genome assembly.